AUGGGAUCUAGUGAAUCGAAUAGGCUGGCCUUCCAGGAGACAGAUGAAGCCGGCAAUUCUACCGCAACCUACAUCUAUUCCGGGGACACUACGAAGCGAGCUUCAUUCGGUCGAGUGGAUGUUGUGACAUCUUCCCCGUCUACCUCGUCGUGGUCAACCAAGCCUCUGAUCGGCUCGCUGAGUGAUGUUUUUCUUCCUUCCGGGUUUCCUCACAGUGUCAGCGACGACUAUUUGCCAUAUCAAAUCUUCGACUCCCUCCAAGCCUUCUGCAGCUCAAUAGCAGGCCUCCUCUCCUCCCGCGCAGUACUACAAGGAGUCGGCGUCGGCAACGCAGAUGCCUCCCCAACUUCAGCUCUGCUACUUCACAUAUUACAAGACAUAUCCGGCCGGAUAGCCACAAUCAUCUUCGCCCACCGCGUCGGCACGGCCCUAGAACCAGAAUGCAAGACCUACAGACUUGCCGCAGAUGUCUUCAACGACAUCGCCAUGAUCAUGGACUGUCUCUCGCCGAUGGUUCCUGCUGGCAUGAUACGGGUUACUGUCCUCAGUACGGCAGGGGUACUGCGUGCAUUGUGUGGUGUUGCUGGGGGGAGUUCGAAGGCUAGUUUGAGUGCUCAUUUUGCGAGAUGGGGGAAUUUGGCGGAGCUUAAUGCUAAAGAUUCGUCUCAGGAGACGGUUAUUUCGCUGUUUGGGAUGUUGGUCGGAUCUGUUGUCAUCUCACACAUAACCAGCUUCACUACAACCUGGAUAGCGCUAUUACUCCUUCUAGCACUCCAUCUGAGCAUGAAUUACGCCGCUGUCCGAGCAGUGCAGAUGACAAGUCUGAACAGGCAACGAGCGAACAUUACAUUCUCGGCUCUACUAGACUCCGAUACGAGUUUGGAUGAUGCGCUAAGCCUGACCUCGACGUCGACCGCAGAUCCCAACAGCAAACCGAUUAACGGAAGCCAAUUGACGAUCUUCACACCUGCAGAUAUAGCACGUCACGAGCGCAUCUUCCAUCGAGGUGAAGCGCUACAAUGGACAACCCAUUCAUCGACAUCGACAUCAACAUCAACGGAAUAUCUAGGCUCAGCCCAAAUAGGGCUUUCUUUGUCCUCAUUCUUCGGCACUUCUGCCAAUAGCACAAGAAGUACCAUCCCAGUACAACAGCUCACAGUCCUAUUCUCGAACGAGGCCUACCUCCUCUUCCUCACACCUUCAUCAUCACCCUCAUCCACAAAGAGAACAUGGCACGCAUCCAUCCUCCUCAAAAAGGGCUUCCUAGACGUCCUUGAACGAACUCUAUCCUGUCUCAACGCAGAGUCCCGUUUCGGGAAUUAUCUCGUGCGCUUGCGGGAUGUAGGCUGGAAUCUUGAUAUUGCGGCAUUGGAGACGAGGGGUCGGAGGAGGGUUUCUAUUUGA
This is a messenger RNA of Penicillium arizonense, 1404 nucleotides long. Its product is annotated as RUS1 family protein. Lineage: Eukaryota; Fungi; Ascomycota; Eurotiomycetes; Eurotiales; Aspergillaceae. The record is from RefSeq and is a predicted model, not a curated record. Bases 1 to 1404 code for a protein of 467 amino acids. The transcript is spliced from 8 exons.